This is a messenger RNA of Aplysia californica (California sea hare), 11385 nucleotides long. RefSeq names its product DNA-dependent protein kinase catalytic subunit. Gene Ontology annotation, biological process: telomere maintenance; intrinsic apoptotic signaling pathway in response to DNA damage; double-strand break repair via nonhomologous end joining. Gene Ontology annotation, cellular component: nucleus. The record is from RefSeq and is a predicted model, not a curated record. Gene Ontology annotation, molecular function: DNA-dependent protein kinase activity; protein binding. Lineage: Eukaryota; Metazoa; Mollusca; Gastropoda; Aplysiida; Aplysiidae.
AACUGCAAUAUUUUAGCUUAUUUUGGCUGGUAAUCUCAUAUUGUCCGUGGCCAACGACUUGAAUGAAAAUAGCAACUUGCGAUGCUAUUAUGGUCGGGCAUCGACCAUGGCGGCAAAUGUAGCAAACUUUUUGCAGUCUCUGCAUGAUUUUAUUGAUGCAUCAAUCUCUAGUAAUCGAGAGCAAAUAGAAGUUAUCAUCGACGAUAUUCGACAGGUUUGCCAACAUGAGAUAAAGGAAGAAGAAACAGAGUAUGUCUGUUCACUUGUCUUUGCUAAAGACACAGGCUUGAUCAGUUUCUUACAGAAGACUCAGAAUUCGGAGGAGAUCCAGAAUGGCAAGUCGGCUGCUCUGGACAUCAUCUCUGGUCUCAUUCAGAAGGUGGGAAGGAAUGUUUUGCCGUACGCUGUGGACAUCAAGGAGGCCACCCUAGCCGUCUACAGUUGUGACAGAUUUGCCAAAGUGAAGAAUGCAGCCAUUCCAGUAUUGAUCAAACUCUUAGAACUCACUGCUGGUUCAUCUUUGGGGGAAGAACUCAAAGUGGAUAAGAUGAUUCAGAAGUUCUUCAAUGAACUUACAAAAGCAUCCAAAUUAUCAGCAACAGUGAAGGCAAACAUUUACUACCUGUUGGGUGUGAUAGCCGAGGUGUUCCCUGAGCUGAUGACGCCCUACUCCGACAGACUGGUGGGCCUGUACACGAGCUCCUUGAGAAUGGAGAUGACCUCAAAGACCAAAAAACCAGAGCUGGCUAUCAUUAGUGGAUGCCUGGAGGGUCUGACAGCUUUCAUGCUCAAUUUCACUCACUCUGCGGAAGAAGGAUCCAAAUAUUCCUAUGAGAUUUUCAAGUACAUGAGAAUGGCCAUUGACCCCAAUAUCGAGCACACUCGCUACGACAUGCCCAAGGCUGGGCUCAAGCUGCUCACCAGACACGCCGGGCAGUUCCAGCAGUACUUGAUGGACGAUUACCAGAACCUGUUCGACAAGCUUUUGAAGUGGAGCCGACAUCACAACCGGGAGAUCCUCCACGCAGGGGCCGCAGCAUUGGAGUCUUUCGUGAAGGAAAUUUGUGAUGCUUUAGUACAGAGGGCACAAGAGGGUCAGACCGAAGGCUCAGUGUUCAAGUUUUUGCUCAUCCAGUUCCGGACGAUCAUGAACGCCAAAAAUUCUACCGACAAGCACGUUUCCCUGGCUAUCAAAGGCUAUGGGCAGCUGGCUGCUCCUUGCCGCAUGUUUCUCUCGGAAGCAGACACCCAAUUCAUGCUCAAUGAGAUGAUCAGCAAAUGCGAGCACCAAUUUUUCAGUCAAGUGGAGGAGCUGGAUGAGAAGCUCAUAUCCAUUCCCAGCUACCUGACAGCUCUUUCUCACAUCAUACGACAGGUGGACUCGGUCUCUGCGCCGUAUGCCGUUGUCUUAGAGAGGUUGAUCAUCCUGCUCAUGGAGAACUUCCACCGCGUGGUGAAGAAGCUGCAGUUUGUCACCUACAAGUCCAUACUGCUUUUGCUGCUGACUUUGGUGGACAAGGCCGCGGUUUUCCAGCAGAUUCUCUCCACCAUCGUGUACCAAGGCUUGAUUCGAACCUGCUCUCAUCCACCGCUGGCCGAGACAUCCCAAUCUGAGGACCGCCUCGGAGACAUGGAUGUGCCGGGAGCCAACAAAACGGUGACCUACAAAGACUUUGUGCCUCUUUGGCUUGGAAUGUUGGACAGCGAGCGGAUCAAGGACCUGGCUGCCGAGGACUUCACUCUGGCUGACCGCAGAGAGCUCACCAAGGCCGUGUACAGUCAGCUGAUGGCGGCCCUGAUGAAGAUUCUGCGCAAACUUGACCUUGAGGCAACUGUGGCCGACAGCGCGCUGGAAGGAGAUGCGGAGAUGGAGGAGAGGGAGGUUCUGUCGGCUGACCCGACCUACGGAGUCAUCGCCAAGAAACCCAAAGACUUCUACGUCUUCAUCAAUCUCGUCGAUUUCUGCAAGGACGUGCUGGUGACAAGCCAUUGGAACCUGUUUGAGGACUGGGUGUACACCUUCGCUCAUACCCUCGUUGUCAUGUCAACCAGGCAUCCUUUGGUCAGUGGCUUCUACAGACUAUUGUCAGUGACCAUGACCUUGGCGGACAAGUUGAGCUAUUUCAAGGCCUUUGACAGCCAGUCCCAGAAGUCUCCCAGACUGGAGGAGAGUAUGGACAUAGGAGAGGGUGGGGUCGCGACAGGGGCGGGGCAGGAAGUGGAGGUGACCUUUCACCUCAUCAAGAAGUUCUCCAAAGAGGUGCUGGUGCGUAUGAAGCAGUAUCGCAACGAACUCCUGGCCUCCUGUCUCACGCUGAUCCUCUCCCUGCCCAAGGAAAUCAUCGUGGAUCAGAUGUCCUCCGUGGUACCCGCCAUACAGGUGACCUUCACCCUGGGUCUGAGUUACCUCCCCCUGGCUGAGGUGGGCCUUCAGGCUUUGGAGUCGUGGUUUCGACAGCUCCCUGCGUCGGUGCUAGAGGCGCACUACACCAGUAUUCUCCCCUACCUGGACCCCUACCUGAGAACAGACGAUCUGGGUGCUGAAGAUGUUGUCAAGGAAACGACUGUCGUGGUGAGCGCGAAGAAGUCGAGCAGGAGGAGCAAGGCUCCCAUCAGACUCAUCAAAAACGCUCAGUCUGCGGACGACAAGGGAAGCAAGUCCCAGCUGUCGCAGGUCAAGCAGCGUAUCUUGUAUUUUCUGGGCUCCUUGGGAGGCCAGGUGAACCACACUCUGCAGGACCGAGCAGACGCCGACAUCAGCAAUGAGGCGGUGGCCUGGGACUCACAGAAACACCUACGCUUUGACGUGCCUUUCUUUGACAUGAAGCCCGUUAUUUUCUUUGAUCCAUUCCUCCCUCACGUGGUCAAGCUGGCCCAGCAGUCAAGUGACCGGCAGACGAAAGUGGCUGCCUGCGAGCUCCUGCACUCCCUGGUGCUGUACGCCCUGGGCCGAGGGGCGCAGCUGCCCGGGGACAGGCAGAACAAGUACCCCAUGGAGAGGCUGUACCGCAAACUGUUCCCUCCCCUGUUUGCCUUAGCCUGCGAUGUGGAGCAGGUGUGCAAAGACUUGUUCGAACCUCUUGUCAUGCAGCUCAUUCAUUGGUUCACUAGCAACAAGAUGUCGGAGAGCCCUGAGACGAUGGCCCUGCUGGACUGUAUCUACGACGGUCUGGUCCAGCCAAGUGACCCCUCGCUGCGAGACUUCAGCGCCCGCUGCCUGCGCGAGUUCCUCAAGUGGUCACUCAAGCAGAUCUCUAAAAAGAGAGGAGAAUGCGUUAGUGGACCGCUUCACUUUCCAAAUCCUCGUCAACUUUGUUGAGAGCUUGGCCAUGGCUCACACGGAUGAAAAAUCUUUGGGCACCCAGGAGCAAUGCAGCAAAGCUUUGGAUCAUCUGGAGAGAAUUAUUCGGGUCAAGGUGGACAUGUUAAAGGAGGAUCCUGGGUUGAAAGUUCGGCCCGAGCCCAGUGCUUGGAGCAGCAGGAAGCUGGAGUUUGCGGUGCGCUGGUUGACCCGUCAGUGCGGGCGGCCUCAGACGGAGUGUCGACACGUGUGCAUGAGACUGGUGUACAAUCUGUGCCCUUUGCUGCAAGGUGUGAAGUCCCAGAAGACAUUUUUCAGCAUCAUCCACAAAUCAGAAGGAGCUUCGUACUUUCUCAAGCGAUUUGAAGGUGGAGGUCAAGCGGCGAGCGACACGCACGGCAUCCUGGGACAGCCGACGCUGCCAGGGAAGGACAAGAAGAGCUUCUCUCUGAGCGCCACGACCCGGUGGUUCGACCUAGUGUUGGCCGCUCUAGACUGCUCCUGCUGGGUGUUUGGGGAGGACCUCAUGACUCUGUCACAGCUCUUUACUGGCAAAGGGUCGGAGAUGAGUUGUAUGUUCAAGAGUCUGGAGUUCUUUCUCCGAAGUGUUGCCUUUCAAGACAUCGAGGGCGUCUCAAAGUUGUUCAGCUCAUCUAAGGUGACGGUUUUCACGCCGUGGGAAAAAGAUGAGUUCAAUAGGAUGAAAUGCACGGUGAUCAUUCGCUUGUGGAACUUUCUGUCCAUCCUGCUGGCUCGUCAUUCUCAAGAAGUGUUGAAGGUGGUUCCUGCGUCCUUGUGGUGCGAGGAUUUGUGGCGUCUGCUCUGCGACUGCGUCCUGCGUCCGGCCAGCGUAGGCUUCAACUUGGCCGACACUGAGAUCAUGCUCAAUCUGCCGAAAGAGAUGAGUCAAGUUCUCGCAGUUGUCCACAAACACCUGCCUGCUCAACUGCUCAAACAGUUCAAGGUCACUCUCAGGCGACUGCUGGAAACUGAAUGCAACCUGACGUCGUCGCUUCCCCUUGAUCUGAGCUCGGCCUCCCUGGACUACACACAGCUGAGUCAGAUGGUGGGCGGCUACCGACAGCUGCACGCCGCCAAACUGUUGAUGGACCAACUGCCGGCCGCCGCCACCGCCGGGACGACGUCAAAGGCUGACCUGGCCUCUCUGCUGCUAGACAAUGUCUUCGAGGGCCUGGUUCAAACAGAGGACAGAACGAGGACAGCUGCGACCUUGAGCCCGACAGCCCAGACCCUGGCCAACGCUCUCCUGGAGCUGUCGCUGCAGCUCUCCUUUGACGUUGACAAGCUUGUUGCGAAGAUCCUGGACAAGUCCUCCGUGCAGGGAGCGCGCAAGAACAUCGAGAUCGGCCACGGGGACUUUUUCCUCACCACCUUCAGUUCCACGCUGGCUUCACACAUCAUGACGUCAUCGGCACGGGAAAUCGUCAGGUCGUUAAUGACGCAUGCGUCCAAGGAGCCCCGCUGCGUCAGUCGAGUGCUCCUGGCAGUACUCGACCAUGCUUUGAAAGAUCGGAGUUUACGGAAAAAUUCAUCAAGGAGUUAGGACCUGGAGUUGAGUCGGUCUUUGAAAUGUUCCUCUCCAUGCUCACAGACUGCCACACUACUCUGGCCUUCAAGAACCAAGUCCUGGACCUGUUGCCUUUCUUUGUUACCUUGAAAGGGGAACAGUCGAGCAAAGUCAUGCUCACGCCCGACGGUCUUGCCACAGCCCUCAAUGUGCCGUAUGCUAUUUUUAGCAAGGAACAGAGCUACUUUCACGAGAUCCGCUGGGCAGCGGUAGAGAGAGUCUGUCUUCCCAUGCUGCAUCUGUCGCCGCGUGUAACUGUGAUUGAGUUUUUCUCCAGUCACAUUCACGAGCUGAUAAACAACAUCGACUGCAAGCUCAACAAGAGCUCUGAGAGUGUGUUUGCCCAUCAGCUGACCACCAAGUCUGGGAGCUUUCAGCUGCUGGAGGUCAUGUAUUCUAGCCUGAGCAAGGACGACGUCAACUCCAAAACCUCAGCCGUCAACCUGAGGUUCUGCCAUGGCAAGGUGGACACGGGCAAGGAGAUGACCCAGAGGAUCACCAAGGCGGCUCAGGAGGCGAAGGGUGAGGACUGUCGCGGUGAGUCGCUGCUCGUUGAGCUCCGCAGGCAGUACCACUGUCACGCAUACAACCUGCUCAUGGCAAUCAUCUCCUGUGUACAGACAGACAUCAAGUUCUACAAAGGUUUCCUCUUCCAAGACAAUGUGCCCAAGGGCCAGUUCCUUCUGGAUAACAUCAUAGACAUGGACUUUGCCCACAGCUUCGACAUUGAGCUUGAUUCCCCUCUUGAGAGAAGAAAGAAGUUUGUGUCGAUUCGCAGCGAGGCGCAGGAGCAGAAGAGGGGGGCGGGUGGUGGUGCUGGCAGUUCGGGCAACUCGUCUGCCACGCCAUCACUUCACCUGGCGUCGCAGUACCUGGCCGACAGCAGCCUGACGGACGAUCUCAACCAGUACGACUUCAACAUCUCCAGCUCUGCUCAGGGAUCAUUCUCAGGCCAAGAUGUAAAAAGCGGCUCAAGUGUUCCAGGAUCGGAAGAAAGCCAGCUGUCGGAGCCUGGAGUCUCCGGUGACUACAUGGAGCUGGAGAUGGACUCUCUGAACCAACAUGAGUGUAUGGCUCCUCUGAUUGCUCUCUUACGGCACAUGGUGGCCACCAAAAUUUCCCCAGAGCCGACUGCCGGAGCCCCAGCCAAAGAGAUGCCAGCCUGGAUGCCGUACCUGCACGACAAAAUGUCCAGCCCUUCAUCCCACGUCAACACGAAGCUCUUCAUAGCAAAACUUGUCAUCAACUGUACAAAGGUAUUCCAGCCCUUCGCCAAGUUCUGGCUGCGGCCAUUUUGUCAGCUCCUCUUCUCUCCGGAGGUCAGCGGUAGCGGCGUGACCUACUUUGCCGUCGACCUCAUCGUCACCAUGGUGUCCUGGCACACAGUGGCCAUCCCCGAGGAUUCGGCUGAAGGUCGCGCCAUGGCGUCUCGCGUGGUCAGCUUUCUCAUCGCCAACGUCUUCCACACAAAUCGUCAGGUGUUCCGGAACAAUCUGGAGCUGCUGAGAACUUUACUAGAGUGUUGGCACGACAGAGUCGACAUUCCAUACGGAUACUUGAGUAGCUUGUCGAACCUGAUGAACCACCAUCUUAAAAUCGUGUACGCGGCCACCGCUGAAGUCAUCGGCCUCGUCUUGCUGAAAAUGGAGCGGUCAGACGGUGAGGUGGAAGGGUCAUUCCAUGACCAUCUGGUCAGUCAACUGUCCAACCUCUCUCAUGCUAAGACGGACAACUUCAUUGUGUGUUUGCACAGGAUCCACAAGACGUUCCCCAAGUUUACUGUCAGGUUUUUGAGCAAGCUUCUGUUCCUGCUGCCGAACCUGCACGGAGAGUUUCGACCGGCGUGCUUGGAGGUCAUCCUAGGACACGUGGAUCAGAUGGAGGACGCUUUCUUGGAGAUCAACAGCAAGGGCUUGCCGUCCUUCCUCACACACCGAGACGAAGACACACAGCUGGUUUCGCUGAAGAUCGUCAAAGCUUUGGCCCUGAAGAUGUCGCCGGCGGAGCUGCUGUCCCUGCUCCCCAGUGUCAAGUCUUUCUCCUCGCACAGCAGCUCGGCCUGCCGCACCGUCAUGCUGGAGGUGUUCAUGUGGGCGUACGACAACUACAGAGCCGGCGAGGACGAGGAGAGUCACCGAGUGAUGAGCCUGACCAAAGAGGCUCUGCUGCGUGGCUUGUGUGAUGAAAACCUGGCCUGCCGACUGAUGUGCCAGAACUUUUGGAGCAGCAACACGCGUCUGCCGGAGAGCACGCUGGAGCGCACCGUGUCGAUGCUGGAGGCCAUGUACUCUCCCAGCACUGAGCCGCACUAUCUGGCAUACGCCACCAACCUCCUGCUGCAGGCCACCUCCAAGUCGCCAGACUACACCCGCAAGGUUUUCGAGCAUGCUCUCAGCGAGUGCACUUUCCAGGAUUACUCGGUUCAGUCGUCAUGGCGACAGCGGCAUGCGGUGAUGACCCCUCUGUUUGCCAGCACACUGGUCAGUCAGUCGAUGGACACGGAUGAGUCGGAUCAGCUGGACGGUGGUCUCCGGGCGACCCAGGACGUCCAGCAGUUCACCGCCACAAUGGACGCCACCGGCGCGGGCCGAGUGUUCAACUGGCUGACCCAGAGUAGCCUGGACACGUUCACGGACACGGCCGUCAUCGGAGGGGACUCUCAGCUUCUCUUCCGCCGGGACAGGGGUCCACAGGGAGGACAGGGGUCUGCGAAAGGCUCCUCGCUAAAGGGACGUCCGUCGGGGGAGAAGAAAAUGGCCGCCGUUCGAACCCCCGCAGGAGGCGGCGCCGGGCCUGGUGAUGCUGCGGCGGUGACGGGAGGAAACCAGGAUGUGGCUGAUGGUGGCGCUGGCUCUCAGACUGACAUCUGGCGACUGAAGCGACGGUUCCUCAAGGACAAGGACGCUCAAUCGGUGCACUUUAUGCGCAGGAACAUCCGGCUUCGACAGAUGAGAGAGGAGGCUGCACGAGAACAGCGGGCACGGCGAGAGAAUCAUGUGACCUUGUAUCGUAAAUAUCGCAUCGGAGACCUGCCGGACAUCCAGAUUACUUACCAGUACAUCAUAGCUCCGCUACAGGCCUUAGCUCAUCGGGACAGCACAGUGGCCAGCCUCCUGUUUAGCUCGUUGUUCCAAGCCAUCUUCCGGGCCAUGGACCAGGUAAAGACGGAGCGAGAGAUGGAGGAGCUCACCGCACAGAUCAACCGGAGCAUGGAGAGCCUUCUAGCCCAGUCCACACACUACUUCCCUCCCUUCAUGGGCAGCAUUUUCAACAUUCUGUACGAGGUUCGGUCCAGCCUGAAGGCCCCAGCCUCUGAGGUUGGAGUCAGUGCCAUCGUCAGCAACCAGCAGACACUGGGCAUGGUGGUUCUGGAGGAGCAGCUGAUCCAGGCCAGCAGCGCACAGGCGGGGACCACCAGCAAGCGAGCCAGGAGAGAGGCAGAGACCCUGGAUGCUGAUACUGUCUUGUGGAUCGAACUCUCGCGACUUUACAAGUCCACCGGAGAUUUUGAUGUCCUACAAGGUAUUUUCAGCGACAAAUUGGGCACGAAGGAUGUCACCCGCACUGCCAUUGAGGCAGAGUCCAGGGGAGAUUACAAAGCUGCUCUCAGAGCUUACAGAGAGGCAAUGACGUGUGAGUCAUGGGAGGAUGGGGACCCGCUAGAAGCGGAGGUCGAUUUCUGGGACGACAACCGCAUGGAGGAGCACUACCUGCCUUACAUGGUGCGCAGUAAGCUGAAGCUGGUCUUGGCGGGAGAAGGGAACCAGCAGCCUCUGCUCACCUUCAUGGACAGAGCCCUCUCAGACGAGGGGAAGAAGCAGUACAUACAGAGCCGCUACUGCGAGGAGCUGGCCCUCCUGUACCUGUGGCAGGAAGACUUUGACCGAGCGCGCCACUUCACUUCCCUGGCCUUCCAGAGAUUCUUGCAAGAUUGGAGCAGCACCACCUCACUAAUGGUCUCUGGACAGACAGACAUCCUGCGCAGACUUCAGGGCCUGGUGGAGCUACAGGAGUUCCUCGACUUGGUGGGCAUAGACGGUGGUGGGGGAGUCUCUCCGAGCGGUGUGAGGGUGCUGGUGGACAAGUGGCAGCACCGCUGGCCCCACAGCCUCCUGGACCCUGCGACCAUCUGGGACGACGUCAUUGUCAACAGACAAGAUGAAGGGCAGCCCUGCACUGUACGAGCGGCCGGACAUGGGGCUGAGACACAGCACGCUGGGCGGCCGAGGGGUGGACCUGCUGUUGGGGGGGCUCCUGGCUCUGCAGUCGACUGAGGGCCUCAGCGAGAACACGCGAACCAAACUGGCGGCUCAAGCUAAUGCCGGAGCUGGGACGUAUGAACAGCUGGUGAACGGCCUGAUCAGCAAAGGUUUCCACUCUUUGAAGGCUGCCGUCAGUGAGGAGGGGUCAAGGUCAGGCGGUGCCGAGGUGCGGCAAACUGCCAUGACCUGCGAGGAGGCCAACCUGGAACUGGCCAAAUUCUGCGACAAGUACCUGCGUCUGCUGGAAGAUGAUGAGCUUCCAGCGCGCUGUGACACCUCGCAGUUCCCGCGGACCGUGGUUCUGUGUCUGCUGAGAGCCAUCAAGGGGGGACAACUGGAGGCUCGAGAAAGAUUUCCCAGACUGCUUCAGUUACCGGAGCUCUAUCCUGAUGUGGUGGACGUUUUUAACAAGAAGGUGACGGAGGUCCCCAGCUGGAUGUUCAUCAUGUGGGUCAGUCAGAUGACCGCUCUCCUGGACAAACCGGAAGCAGACAUCGUAGAGCCUGUUCUGACAAAAAUAGCCGCUGAGUAUCCACAGGCGUUGGUGUAUGCGUUCCGAAUGAGUUUUGAAGGUUUCAAGUUUGGUUCUACGCCUCAAGAGAAGAAGAGACUGGAGAAAGUUGAAAAGCUGGCUGAACUUGUGAACAUCCCGUUGGUCAAUCUGUUCAUCAGCGCGCUGGAACAGUUUGAAGAGCCAGACAUUGUGUUCAAGGACUGGGGCAAAGAGAUGAGGAAACUGCUGAACGCCCAGAAGAGAGACAAGGGGGAGAUCAAGAAGGUGUACUUGGAAUUGUACCAGAGCCUCCUGGAGCAGCCUGCCUCAGGCAGACAGGACAGCGGAGGCUCGCAGGCUAGCGUCAGUUCCACCGUCACUUCUGUACCCAUGGGGGAGGUCCGCAGAGGUUUUGCCACGAGUUGCAAAGCUGAGUUUGACAAAGCCUUUGGGAAAAACGGAGACAAACUGACGUCCAUGAAUGUGAAGGAGUUUCAGAGUAUGGUGAGGAAGAUCAACGAGGUCAUCAACAAGCACAAAAACAAGAGACAGCCAGCAGCCGCCAACCUGAAGGAUUACUGCCCCUGGAUGGCCGAGUUCAACCCCAGCCACAACGGCAGGGAGCUGGAAAUACCAGGUCAGUACCGGGGCCUAGACAAGCCUCUGCCCGAGUAUCACGUCCGGGUUUCUGGAUUUGACGAAAGGGUGCUGGUGAUGAAGUCGCUGCGGAAGCCGAAGAGAAUCACAGUCCGCGGCAACGACGAGCGCGACUACCCGUACCUGGUGAAGAGCGGAGAGGACCUGCGGCAGGACGACAGGAUCGAGAGCCUCUUCUACAUCAUGAACAAGGUCAUGACCUCCGACCCCAACUGCAGGCAGAGGAAGCUGCACCUGAAGACCUAUCAGGUCAUUCCCAUGACUCCCAAAGUGGGUCUGAUCGAAUGGAUGUCCAAUACGUGCCCGCUGAAGGAAUUCCUGCAAGACGCUUACACGGAGGAAGAGAGGAAGUUUCUGGAGGGAAAUCAGUCCCCUGUCAUUCAACACAACCAGUGGAUGGCGAAACUUGUGGACAAGAAGGACAGCGGCAACUGGCAGAUGAUGUACGACCGUGUGUACAUGAAGUACAGCCACACGGAGACGGUCAAGGAGUUCCGGCUCAAGCAGGGGAAGAUCCCUUGGAACUUGUCCAGACGAGCGUUGCAACAACUGAGCUCCGGCCCGGAGGCGUUCCACGUUCUGCGGACGUCGCUGGUGACCUCUCACGCCACGCUGUGUCUGUGCCAGUAUCUGCUGGGCAUCGGGGACCGGCAUCUGUCCAACUUCAUGGUCAGCCUCAAGACUGGACACAUGAUUGGCAUCGAUUUUGGUCAUGCCUUCGGCACUGCCACCCAGGACCUGGCAGAGCGACAGAUGAACGAAGGAAAAGAAUCUGAAGAGAGGAACUGGCCCUGGGUCACUCUAAGCGGCCGGCCUUCAAGUCACUGGUCAACGUGCUGAUGGGGAAGGACAGCGUGCGGGCCGGGCUCCCUGCUCACGGACUGUCUGUGGAGCAACAGGUGGCCGCGCUCAUUGACCAGACCACAGACCCCAACAUCCUGGGCCGCACCUGGGGAGGAUGGGAACCCUGGGUCUAAAGCAGACACAGGAGAGCAUGUUCAUGUCGAUGGACGGAGAUCUUGCAGAUGGAAUCAAGAGAAAAUUGGGAUUAAAUCUUCUGUUAGAAUACUCUAACGUUAUGACA